UAAAUUCCCACUGGCACCAACAGAUCGAAAGAAAAUAAGAGAAAGAUAGAGAGAGGUUCCAAAUAUGGCACAAGAAUGCACUGAGAGCUCUUCCUCUACACCACAAAAUUGGUGGGAUCUUCAUCAUGCUGCUACAGCAAGCUCUCUUUCUUCAUGGACUAACAACACCAAUUCUACUCCCUUCUGGCACCAACAAAACCCUAAUUCGAACUCUUCCUGCGAUGAGGAGACGUCGUUUACUAAUGCUUCCAAUCACUCCGGACUCACCGUGGAGUCCGCUCGCCGGAUGGCUGAGCCUGCUGUGGCGUCUUCUAAUGAUCAUUUGAUUGGUGAACAUGGUCCGGAUAAUCAUCUUUGGAGCCAUGUUUUAUUCAAUGGAGAUUUACAAAGUAGCCAAGAUGUUGGAGAGAACUUACUAGAAGCUCUAUCAUCCAAGAACAUGUCGUCAUCGGCCGCGAUGUUUGAACCUGCCUGUGACUACUUGAAGAAGAUGGACAACAACAUUUGGGACUACACAAACUCCCCAUCAUCCUUCAGCAACUUUGAGAAGCACUUGAAUGGAUUUAGUCAUGAGACCUUAAGUAACAUUGAAGGUGAAAGACUCACUAAGCUUUCCAACUUGGUUAGCAACUGGUCUCUAGCUCCACCAGACCCAGAAGUGAAGUUUGAUACACAAACAUGUAACAUCUCCUUAAGUCCUUCAAUCAACCACUACAAUUCACAACAAGGACAAGGAAAUUUAGGGUUUUUGCCAUGUUAUGGUAAUGAAAUGAAGUUGGAGAAUGAGAUUGAAGCCCCGGGGACCUUUCUUCGAAGGCCGAUUAUUGGCAACGGAAUUAGGUACCAGAUGGGUCUAAACAGCUUAGGAGAUAACGACAAAUACUACUAUGGAAUGAAUGGUACUUCUCCAUGCGCAGAUAGUGCGAGAAAUUUUGCUGAUGUUGUUAGUUUCAAUAGUAGGUUUGGUAAGCCAUUGAUGGAUAUUCAAGUGCCAAAACACUGCUUUAAAUCUCUCACUAUGCCUCACCCCAAGAAGCAGCUACAAGUACAAACUUCUAAUCCGCCGACAAGAACCAGUGGAAGAAGUCAGGGAGCUGCAACUGAAGGAAAGAAGAAAAGAUCUGAUGAAGAAACUUCAGAGACAACCCUGAAGAAACCUAAGCUGGAGAACUCCUCAGGUGCUUCUGUCAAGAUGCAUGCACCUAAAGUCAAGCUUGGAGAUAGAAUCACAGCCCUUCAACAAAUUGUCUCACCAUUUGGAAAGACUGAUACAGCCUCAGUGUUAUAUGAAGCAAUCCAAUACAUAAAGUUUCUACAGGAGCAAGUGCAGCUACUUAGUAAUCCCUACACGAAGACCAACUCACACAAGGAUCCAUGGUUUGGCAUGGAGAGGAAAGAAAAGGGAGAUUUGAAGAUGGAGUUAAGGAGUAGAGGUCUUUGUUUAGUUCCAAUUUCAUGCACCCCUCAAGUGUAUCGUGACAACACAGGAUCAGACUUCUGGACACCAACAUAUAGAGGAUUUUGUAUAGAUAAAAACUAUUGAAGAAACUUGUACGUGAUGCAUGUAAUAAUAUUAAACAUCUCUAACUAGCUAGCAGUACUGCAGGUGACAGUGACUAUAUAUAUUACCGGAAAGCUGGCUUCAAAUAAUAUUGGUACUGCAUAUACACUUAUAAGCAGAAACUUGAUUAUUCUUGGAUUGUCAAGCAUAUAUGAUUUAUAACAUGCAUGGGACAU
Tripterygium wilfordii is the source of this 1737-nucleotide messenger RNA. RefSeq names its product transcription factor bHLH111. NCBI's taxonomy places the organism in Eukaryota, Viridiplantae, Streptophyta, Magnoliopsida, Celastrales, Celastraceae. Gene Ontology annotation, biological process: regulation of transcription by RNA polymerase II. The record is from RefSeq and is a predicted model, not a curated record. The transcript has 7 exons. Gene Ontology annotation, molecular function: DNA-binding transcription factor activity, RNA polymerase II-specific; RNA polymerase II cis-regulatory region sequence-specific DNA binding; protein dimerization activity. Bases 65 to 1543 code for a protein of 492 amino acids. Gene Ontology annotation, cellular component: nucleus.